AUGAACGACAAGUACAUUAGGUUCUUCCAUUGUUUCAGGAGGCUUAAUCGAAUAACACGAACAUUGGAAUCCCGACAUCGACAUUCAUCAACAUCCGUCACCAACAACGCAGCUCCAGCAAUAGCAAUCAGGCCUAAAGGAUAUUGGGAUGCUCUAGCCGUAGAUCAGAAGAAUCCCGUGCUCCCAAUCCCUCAAUCUGCAUACCGUCGAUACACAUCAACCGAAUUAAGUAAAUUAACACAUCCGCCACGAUGUGCUGGUGUUUCGGUCAGAGAUUUUAUAGAGGAUGCUCUCUAUAAUCCGCACUAUGGUUACUUCUCUAAAAAGGCAGUCAUCUUCUCACCAUCUGAAGAUAUUCAAUUCAACACCUUCAAGAAUGUACAGCACUUUAUGAACCAUUUGGGAGAGUUAUAUAAGGCCGUUGAAUCGAAUUCACCUCCCAUCGACGACAUUGCUCGACAAGUCUGGCAUACUCCUACUGAGCUCUUCAGGCCUUGGUAUGGAUACGCCCUAGCUCACUACAUUGUCCAACUACACAUCAGCAAACAAGAUACAUCUGGUCCUCUUAUAAUAUACGAAGUCGGUGCUGGUAACGGUACUCUUAUGAUGAACAUUCUGGACUAUAUACGAGAUCGCCAUCCAGACAUUUACGUAAACACACGAUACAAUGUAAUUGAAAUCAGUGCUAAACUGGCUGCUCUACAAUCGGAAGCUAUACCGGCUAGUAGUAAAAGUAGGGUAUUGCCGCAUGACAAGAUACGGAUUAUAAACAAGUCGAUAUUUGAAUGGGAUGUGACUGUCUCUGAUCCAUGCUUUAUUAUUGCCAUGGAAGUCAUUGAUAACUUUGCCCAUGAUAUGGUCAGAUACGACAAUGUCAGCGGCAAACCUGUACAAGGAGUAGUCAUGAUUGACGAAAACGGUGACUACCAAGAAGCAUACGAACCAGCAACAGAUCCACUACUUCUCCGAUAUCUAGAAUUACGUGAUAUACCUCCACCAGUACUCUCACCGCGAAUACUGCGUCUAUUACGUCGAAACCUGAUUCCAUUUGCUCCGAAUCUAUCACGUCCGGAAUGGAUUCCUACAAAAACCAUCGUCUUGUUUGACAUCCUCGCAAAGUACUUCCCAAAUCAUAGACUCGUACUAUCCGAUUUCGAUAAAUUGCCGGAUGCUGUGUCUGGUCAUCUAGGACCUGUAGUACAAACGAGAUAUGAUGGGCAGAUGAUUGCUUGCUCGACGUAUCUAGUACAGCCGGGUUGGUUUGAUAUAUUCUUUCCAACGGAUUUCGAGAUGCUUAAAAAGGUAUAUUUGAAAAUAUGUAAUAGUAGGGAUAAUUUCGUCGUCGGUGGUGCUGAGAAGACGCACCUAACAGGGGAAGGAAGUGGGAAGGAGAGGAGUGUACGAUUAUGUACACAAAAACAAUUCUUGCAAGAGAAUGCUCAGGUAGAAAAGACAAGAACGAUGAGUGGAGAGAAUCCAAUGUUGACAUUUUAUGAAAACUUUCAGUUUAUGUUGUCAUGA
Molecule: messenger RNA, 1521 nt
Organism: Synchytrium microbalum
Lineage: Eukaryota; Fungi; Chytridiomycota; Chytridiomycetes; Synchytriales; Synchytriaceae
Exons: 4
Coding region: 1-1521 (506 amino acids)
Cellular component (GO): mitochondrion
Molecular function (GO): protein-arginine omega-N symmetric methyltransferase activity
Source: RefSeq, a predicted model, not a curated record